AUGGAACCUCCAACUGGACCUCGCAAAGGUCUCUUGACCAUCAUAGUAAUCCUCACUUCAGGCUUACUGCUGUCCUCAGGGGCCUUGCUGCCAAAGGCGCAUAAUUCCGGCAGGUUUUGGGAGCAUGCAGCACCUCAGUAUCCUCCACUGGAGGGCAGCAUCGACCUCAACGCUGCCCUCCUUCCCUGGGGCACCCACCUCCCUUCCAUCAUGCUGCAUGACUGGAGUCUCAAGUGGAUGUCUUCCGAUGUCACGGCACCACAGGACGAGGAGAAGGAAGAUGGAGGGCAAAACAGGAAGUCCCUCCUAUGGGGUUCAAUGAGACAGGAAGCCUCAUCUCCCAGGGACCCAAAGGUGGCACUAUACCCAGCCAGCUGGGUUCCGGGCUGGGGUGGGAAGCGGAGCAUCGUGGUAGCAGACGACGCAGCCUUCCGGGAGAAAAGCAAGCUGCUGACAGCUAUGCAGAGGCAGAAAUGGCUCAACUCCUAUAUGCAAAAAUUGUUGGUGGUGAAUUCUGAUUGA
Elgaria multicarinata webbii is the source of this 522-nucleotide messenger RNA. RefSeq names its product parathyroid hormone 2 (gene PTH2). The coding region runs from base 1 to 522 and encodes 173 amino acids. The transcript has 2 exons. The record is from RefSeq and is a predicted model, not a curated record. Gene Ontology annotation, biological process: neuropeptide signaling pathway. Lineage: Eukaryota; Metazoa; Chordata; Lepidosauria; Squamata; Anguidae. Gene Ontology annotation, cellular component: extracellular region.